CCGGGAGCUCCCCGCUGCCGACAGUCAGAACUCAGGCUCCGUCCGUGUCCACGGGACUGCCGCUGUCCCUGCUGACCUAGGAGCCCAGCGCCCCUUCCCUGCCCACCCCUCGGCCAGCUCUGGACCCCCGGCCCGGCCCUGCACCCCGCUGCCCACUUCUCCUGACCCCUCGGCCGUCCCUGCAGAAGGCUGGAGCAGGGACGCCGUCGCUCCGGCCGCCUGCUCCCCUUGGGUCCCCGCGUGAGCCCACGCCGGCCCCCGUGCCCACCCGCAGCCCUGCCCCUGGACACCGGAUAAGGCCCAGCGCACAGACCCCCGAGUGGACAGCAUGGACCGCGACGCCCGAACCCUGGUCGUGGCCCUACUGCUGGCCAUCUGCAGCCUCAAUCCCACAAGUCUUGCAGAAACAGUACAUUGUGACCUAUUGCCUGUGGACCCCGAGCAGAGCGAGGUGACAUAUACUACGAGCCAGGUCUCCCAGGGCUGUGUGGCCCAGGUGCUCAGCACAGCUCUCGAAGUCCAUGUCCUCUUUCUGGAGUUCUCACAGGAGUUGUCAGAGGUGGAGGUGACUCUCCAGGCACCUGAACAAGCUGGCAUCCAGCCCCGAGAGGUGCUCCUGGUCCUCAGCCCAAACAAGACCAUCUUCCUGCAACUGAAGGCCCCGGGGAUCCCCCUCUACCUGGUCUAUAACCCCAACCUGGUCUUCUUCCAAGAGUCCGCAGAAGUCAACGUCACACAUCUGCCACCCUUCAUGCUCGAGACUCAGGUGCUUGAAUGGGCAGCUAAACACGGUCCGAUUGCCUCUUCUGCCAAGCUGAACAAUCCCCACAGAAUCCUCCUCCGUCUGGGCCAAGAUGAAGAAACAGAGGCCCAAGGACUUGCCCAGGAUCACUCAGCAGCCCGGAGCCCACCGUUCAUCUGCCUGCCCGAAGCUCACGUGGACAUGGGCCGCAGGCUCGAAUGGCAGCCACGCGACCCGGUCUCGGUCAAGGGUUGCCGCUUCGAGGGCGUGACCGGCCACAAGGAAGCGCACAUCCUGAGAGUCCUGCCGGGUUCCACGACCCGGCCCCGGACGGUGACUGUGAAGGUGGAGCUGAGCUGCGGAGGGGCAGACCCCGACGCCGUCCUCAUCCUGCAGGGCCCUCCCCACGUGUCCUGGAUCAUCGACGCCAACCACAAUAUACAGAUCUGGAGCACUGGUGAAUACUCCUUCAAGAUCUUUCCUGAGAAGAACAUCCGUGGCUUCGUGCUCCCAGAUACACCCCAAGGCCUGCUGGGGGAGGCCCGGAGGCUCAAUGCCAGCAUUGUAGCAUCCUUUGUGGAGCUCCCUCUGGCCAAUGUCGUCUCACUGCGGGCCCGCAGCUGCGGUGGUAGGCCGCAGACCUCACCUGCACCAGUCCCGACCACCUCUCCCAAGGACUACUGCAGCCCCACGAUGCUCAUGUCUAUGAUCCAGCCCAUAUGCACCGGUGAUGUCAUGACUGUGAUAAUCAAGAAAAAUAUCGUCACGGCUCUGCAUUGCACCCUCACAGCACUGACCUUCCGGGACCCCAGUUGCCAGGCUGAGGACAGCAAUGACCAGUUUGUUCUGCGCAGCAACUCCUCCAAUUGUGGCAUGAAGGUGACAGAAAAUGUGAUAAGCAACGAGGUGGUCAUCAACUUCCUGUCAAGCACAUCACCAGAGCGGAAACAAGUGUACUGCAUCAUCAUGGAAAGCCUCUCCUUCCACCUGGGUGUCUACCUCAGCUCUCACUUCCUCCAGGCCACCAACACCAUUGAGCUGGAGAAGCAGGGCUUCGUGCAGGUGAGCAUGUCCCCAUCAAUCCCUGAAAUCAUGUUCCAGCUAGAGAGCUGCCACCUGGAUUUAGGGUCUGAGACAGACAUCGUGGAACUCAUCCAGGGCCAGAAAGCCAAGGGCAGCUGUGUGACCUUGCUGUCCCCGAGUUCUGGUGGUGACCUGCGCUUCAGUUUCCUUCUCCAUGGCUACAUGGUGUCCACACCCACAGCUGGCACCCUCAGCUGCACCGUAGCCCUGUAUUCCAGGACCUUGCCUGUGAAAACAGACAGGACCGUCUCCAUGCACCUGAACAUCGUCAGCCCUGACCUCUCCGGCAAAGUCCUCAUCCUGCCCGCUGUGCUGGGCAUUACCUUCGGCGCCUUCAUCAUCGGGGCCCUGCUCACCGCCACGCUCUGGUACAUCUAUUCCCACACACGUCCCCCCAGCAAGCAGGAGCCCGUGGUGGCGGUGGCUGCCCCGGCCUCCUCAGAGAGCAGUAGCACCAACCACAGCAUCGGGAGCACCCAGAGCACCCCCUGCUCCACCAGCAGCAUGGCGUAGCGCACGGCCCGGAUCCCUGGGGGCCACCCAGCCAGCCCUCGCCCAGCGGGAGACACUGAGCCACCACCAGCUGGGAACCACUGGCCACAGACUCGUCCCUGGAUCCCAACCCCUCCACUCCACCAGGAUGGACUGUGCCAUCUGCACCUGCCCCUCCUGCCUCCCUCUCAGAGGGCCUGCUGCCAGCGGGGACACCAGCUUGGAACACCUUGGGGUCCCCCCACUGCACACCACAGCACCUUCAAACCCAGUGGGUCUGGGGCACGGCUGCCCAGGACCACAGAGAGAGAGACCACUGCUCUAUAUGUCCACAUUGUUGUAGGACCCCAAGUCCCUGUCUUUUUAACCUGGAUCCAGCCCUCACUGUACAGGCUAGGUGGGAUGUGAGACUUCAAACCAGAAAGCCCAGCCCCCAAUGGCACUUCCUCCACGGGAAUGGAAGAGGGUCCAACCUAGAACCACCUGGAUCUGCUCCCAGCGGCCUCCACAUCUGGACUGGCACAGCUUUGGCAGGGAAAGCAGAAGCCUAGGGGUGCCCAGCCCGGGAGCUCAAAAGAUGGUAGUAGGAGAGGCAAGGCCAGCUCCUCCUGCAACUGCCACACAGAGAACCCCUUCCAGCCCAGAUGGGGGGUGGCCUGGCCACCUGCCCUAGGCCCACCCCUGUAUACUCACCACCAAUAAAUCAGUCAUGAAUACCAGCA
Choloepus didactylus (southern two-toed sloth) is the source of this 3039-nucleotide messenger RNA. It is a transcript of the gene ENG, whose product is annotated as endoglin. Gene Ontology annotation, biological process: vasculogenesis. NCBI's taxonomy places the organism in Eukaryota, Metazoa, Chordata, Mammalia, Pilosa, Megalonychidae. The record is from RefSeq and is a predicted model, not a curated record. The coding region runs from base 329 to 2338 and encodes 669 amino acids. The transcript is spliced from 16 exons.